AUCAUUCUUCCUGAUGUUCGAGUUGAAAACCUUGACCAAAGGUGGCUACAGAAUGUUGUAAUGUUCUGAAUUCUUGCUAUAUAUACAAGACUUCACUCACCUCCGUAUAACAUAUCCAUCCAUUACAACAACAAAUGGCUUCUCUUUCUUUACCCAAAACUUCUUUUCUUCUUUUGUUCUUCUCAUCGUUCACCAUCAUCGCUCAUGCAAUAGUUCCGCAGAACGAGACCUUCAAAUUCGAAAACUCAGGUGAACUUGGACCCUUCAUCGUCGAGUAUGGUGCCGAUUACAGAAUGAUAAGCAUCUUCAACUCUCCCUUCCAAGUUGGUUUCUACAACACCACCCCAAACGCCUUCACUCUAGCUUUGCGCGUUGGACUCCAACGCUCGGAGCAACUUUUCCGGUGGGUGUGGGAGGCCAACAGAGGCAACCCAGUCGGAGAAAACGCCACUUUUUCACUCGGCACUGACGGAAACCUUGUUCUGGCAGAAGCUGAUGGCAGAAUCGCUUGGCAAACCAACACUGCCAACAAGGGUGUUGUGGCCUUCAGGUUGCUUCCAAACGGUAACAUGGUGCUCCUUGAUGCACAGGGAAAGUUUGUGUGGCAGAGUUUCGAUCACCCCACAGAUACCCUUUUGGUUGAUCAGUAUCUGAGAGCAAAAGGGCCAUCGAAAUUGGUUAGUAGGCUUUCAGAGAAGGAGAAUGUAGAUGGACCUUACAGUUUGGUUUUGGAGCCUAAAGGCUUGGCCUUGUACUACAAGAGCAAGAACUCCCCCAGGCCAAUUCUAUAUUGGUUUUCAUCUGAUUGGUUCUCCAUUCAACAAAACUCUUUGGAAAACGUCACCCUCACUUCUGAUUCAGAGAGCUUCGAAAUCGGAUUCGAUUACUUCGAGGCCAAUUCUUCCACCAGCGGCAACAGAAUCAUUGCCAGGCCGGUGAACAACAGCACCAUAACAUACCUGAGGCUUGGAAUCGACGGCAACAUCAAAUUCCACACUUACUUCAUGGAUGUGCGUGACGGUGUGUGGCAAGUGAGCUACACUCUUUUCGACAGAGAUUCUGAUGAGAGUGAGUGCCAGUUGCCUGAGAGAUGUGGGAAAUUUGGGGUGUGUGAGGAGAACCAGUGUGUGGGGUGUCCUUUGGAAAAUGGAGUUUUUGGGUGGAGCAAGAAUUGCAGUGCGAAGAGUGUGACAUCGUGCAAGGCGAAUGAGUUUCACUACUACAAAGUUGAAGGAGUUGAACAUUACAUGAGCAAAUACACUACUGGGGACAGAGUGAGUGAGAGUAACUGUGGAAACAAAUGCACUAAGGAUUGCAAGUGUGUCGGCUAUUUCUACCACAGGGACAACUCUAGGUGCUGGAUAGCUUAUGAUUUGCAAACCCUCACCAGAGUCACUAACUCCUCUCACGUUGGGUAUAUUAAGGUGCCUAAUUAGUGAAUUCAAAAUCAUCAUUGGUUUUGGAGUUUGAAUAAGUUGCUUCGUAUAAUUCUUAUUUGUGGUUUAAGUUGCAAUAAAACUAUGCCCUAUUUCUAUCUUAUGUGUAGAGAAGGACAUGGAUGUUCAAUAAAUUAAAGUUUGUAAAAAGCUUGUGAUUGGUUUGGUUUGGCUUAUGCUACAAUUCAUAUUUUUUGACGUUAA
This is a messenger RNA of Vigna unguiculata (cowpea), 1640 nucleotides long. Its product is annotated as epidermis-specific secreted glycoprotein EP1-like. Lineage: Eukaryota; Viridiplantae; Streptophyta; Magnoliopsida; Fabales; Fabaceae. The record is from RefSeq and is a predicted model, not a curated record. Gene Ontology annotation, cellular component: plant-type cell wall.